AUGGCUUCUAGACUGCACUUCGAUGUUGAGGUGGGGACUGUGGAGCUGUCGUUAUUUCUUCGUCUCUUGAUUUUCCUUGGAAUCUUUCGUCUGUUUAUGUUUGGGCUGUUGUUUCUCUCUUUCUAUGUCUUGGUUGAGAAUCAGCGGCAUAAAGUGAAAGCAUCCUAUGAGAAGAUGGAGCCCAAAGCAGUAGAACUGCUAGAUGUUUUAAGAAAUAUGAACUUGGCAAUUGACGCCAAGGUCAGUCUUCUUAACUCAAUGAAAUCCGACAUCAACCAAAAAUGUGUCCCGGAGAACGCUAUUGCACCGAUCUGGAAACAUUUAGCGCCCUGCGCUGAACAAACGCAAGUACGGGCACUGGACAUUGAAAGUGAAGAUAAUCAAAAAACGCCUUCCAACAAUGCUGUCUUAUAA
Molecule: messenger RNA, 414 nt
Organism: Aspergillus vadensis CBS 113365
Lineage: Eukaryota; Fungi; Ascomycota; Eurotiomycetes; Eurotiales; Aspergillaceae
Exons: 1
Coding region: 1-414 (137 amino acids)
Source: RefSeq, a predicted model, not a curated record